AUGGCAACCCCUACACAACCUCCUCCUAGCACACAGUACAAGCUCGACACCCUCAAAAUGCAAACCCUGUGGAUAAUUGGAACCACGCUACAAAACAAGCUCAGCGCUCAACUCGCCGUAAGUCCUCCUCUGAACUUGGAUGUGGGUUAUGGGCCGGAUGGCGAUCUUGUACCUCGACUUCGAUCCCCUCCUCAAAUACCUCUCCCCCCCAUCAAACUCCCCAAAAACCCGCUAACGAGGCCUAUAUGCGCUUUAUGGGCUCCUGAAACCGAACGCUGCUUCUGUGCAACAGACGAGUUCGGUGGGUGGAUGGAGCGCGUUGAGGACGAAAUCCGCGUCCGCAGAAAAACAACGUUCCUCCUCAAUACAGUCCUCCCAGUCUCUUCCUCUCAAGUUAACCUCCAACCAAUCAUAAGCCUCCCCACAUCAGAAACCGCACCACCCCAAAUCCACACAAAUUCCCAUGCUUCGAUGCUUUCUAAUCCGUCGUCCAUCUCUAUGUCUGCUCUCACGCUCGCUGCGAUUCAGGAGGAAGGAGAGGAGGAGUCCUUGUUCUUACUCGAUGCGUUGAUAACAGCCUUGAUCGAACCUGUGCCAUUCGGUGUUGAUGGGGAGAUGGACAAGGAUGAUGAACUUCCAGAGAAUAUUGUUAGGAUUUUGUACACGUUCGCAACAAGCUGCAAUGGCGUUUUUUCAGCUGUCCAGAAACGAAGUCUUUUGGGUUCUUGGGAGGGAUUGGAGCGACACAAGGAGAGGGAAAUUUGAAUUUUGGAUUGGCGA
Messenger RNA from Suillus subalutaceus, 780 nucleotides. RefSeq lists its product as uncharacterized. The coding region runs from base 1 to 765 and encodes 254 amino acids. NCBI's taxonomy places the organism in Eukaryota, Fungi, Basidiomycota, Agaricomycetes, Boletales, Suillaceae. The record is from RefSeq and is a predicted model, not a curated record. The transcript is spliced from 4 exons.